This is a messenger RNA of Sorex araneus (European shrew), 5021 nucleotides long. It is a transcript of the gene FGD3, whose product is annotated as FYVE, RhoGEF and PH domain containing 3. Lineage: Eukaryota; Metazoa; Chordata; Mammalia; Eulipotyphla; Soricidae. Gene Ontology annotation, biological process: cytoskeleton organization; filopodium assembly. Gene Ontology annotation, molecular function: metal ion binding; guanyl-nucleotide exchange factor activity. The record is from RefSeq and is a predicted model, not a curated record. Gene Ontology annotation, cellular component: cytoplasm.
CUGAGCCCGCGGCUUUGUCAGCUCCUCUCCGCAGCUGCCAGACAGACACAGGCACCGAGGAGGCUCCAGCCCCGGCGGCCCCUGCGACCACCCAGCCGCUCCCGCCGGCCUCGGCGCCCGCCCCCGCCUGCAGGCCGCCCCGGCAGUGGCCGGCCUGCCCUGGGCUCCCCCAGCCACAUCCUGCCGCGCGGCUGCUCGUUUCCUCUCCGGGAGCCCCGCGGACCCGCUGGCCUCAAACCUGCCGAGCAGGGCCCAGACUGCAGCGGCCGCCCGGAGAACGAGAGGCCCGGCUGGACGCGGCAACAGGACACCCUAGGUCAGCCCGUCCACCCCUGCAGGGUGCCUGGUGAGCACUGAAGAUGGAGCCCCCUGGGGGUGCCUCCCCCUGCCCAGGCCCUGAGGCCUCGGUGGGGGUGUCUGACGCGGAGCCCAGCAGCACCUCCCGGGAGCUGCCCAGCACAGACCCGGGGAAGCUCCCGGCUCUGCCCGUGGGACCCAGAGCCCGCCCAGGGUCUCCUGCGUCCGGGCCCCCGAGCAGCCAGGCCCCCGCGGGAGACACGGACCCCAAGGGGCAGCUGAGUGGCGGCAGGAAGGUCCCUAACCGGGACAGCGGCAUCGACAGCCCGUCCUGCAGCGUGGCUGGGGAGCCGUUCCCGGGCCAGGAGGGCGGCCCCCCGGGCGAGGGCAGUGGCGAGGAGCCUGCCCCCGAGGCCAGCGGCCCCCGGGCCCACACGCCCGACGAGGCAGAGCUGGCCAAGUGCUCAGAGCCUCGACAGUUGCUCCACAUCGCUCAGGAGCUGCUCAGCACCGAGGAGACGUACGUGAAGCGGCUACACCUGCUAGACCAGGUGUUCUGCACCAGGCUGGCGGCGGCGGGCAUCUCUCCGGAAGUGACCACAGGCAUCUUCUCGAACAUCUCCUCCAUCUACCGUUUCCACGGACAGUUCCUCCUGCCUGAGCUACAGCUGCGCAUCCUGCAGGAGUGGGACACGAAGCCCCGACUGGGGGACAUCCUGCAGAAGCUGGCCCCGUUCCUCAAGAUGUACGGCGAGUAUGUGAAGAACUUCGACAGGGCCGUGGAGCUGGUGAGCACCUGGACGCAGCGCUCGCCCCUGUUCAAGGACGUCGUGCAGGGGAUCCAGAAGCAGGAGGUGUGUGGGAGCCUGACGCUGCAGCACCACAUGCUGGAGCCCGUGCAGAGGGUGCCUCGCUACGAGCUCCUGCUUAAGGACUAUCUGAAGAGACUCCCAGCCGACGCUCCGGACCGCAAAGACGCUGAGAGGUCCCUGGAGCUCAUCUCCACGGCUGCCAACCACUCCAACGCAGCCAUCCGCAAAAUGGAGAAAAUGCACAAACUUUUGGAGGUGUACGAGAGACUGGGAGGGGAAGAGGACAUUGUCAACCCGGCCAAUGAGCUGAUCAAAGAGGGCCCCAUCCAGAAGCUGUCAGCUAAGAAUGGUACCACCCAGGACCGGCACCUCUUCCUAUUCAACAGCAUGAUCCUUUACUGUGUGCCCAAAUUGCGACUCAUGGGCCAGAAGUUCAGUGUCCGGGAGAAGAUGGACAUUUCCGACCUGCAGGUGCAGGACGUGGCCAAACGCAGCGCAGCCCACACAUUCGUCAUCACUGGGAAGAAGCGGUCUCUGGAGCUGCAGAGCCGGACAGAAGAGGAGAAGAAAGACUGGAUUCAGGUCAUCGAAGCCACCAUCGAGAAGCACAAACAGAACAGUCAGAGCUUCAAGGCAUUUGGCAGCUCUCUGGGCCUGGAUGAGAACCCCUCAGUGCCUGCAGACCCCCUGACGCUGGGCGCCAACCCCGAGGAGCCUGCAGUGGUGGCCGAUGGAGGAGGAGGUGCUGUAGGGCCCGAGCUGAGGAGAGGGUCCUCUAAGACCAGGCGUGACAGGGAGAGGCAGGGCUGCAGAAUCUGCGGCGACAGCUUCAACUCCAUCACCAGGCGGAGGCACCACUGCAAGCCAUGCGGGGCGGUCAUCUGCGGGAAGUGCUCUGAGUUCAAGACCGAGCACGGCAGGCAGAGCCGCUUCUGUCGAGACUGUUUCCUGACCCAGCCGGUGGCUCCUGCCAGCCCCAGUCCCGAGGAGCCCACUGGGCCCAAGCCCGGUGUGGAGGAGCUGAGUCCCGCAGACCCCCAGCCCAGCCUGCUGUGCGGCGCUUUGCGGGUGUCGGAGGACUGUGUGGCGUGGACUGAGGUGUGGGCCUCCAUCCCCGCGGCCGAGCCCCCGGAGCUGCUGCUGUGCCUGAAAGGAAGUGGCCGGGCCGACUGGCUGCCCUUGGCUAUUGCCCUCCCUGGCUGCCAGGUGAGCCCCGUGGGCAGCGUGGAGAGGCUGGACGCUGGACACGCCUGGACGCUGCAGCAGGCCCAGCGGGUCUGGUACCUGAGCGUGCCGUCAGAGGAGCUGCGUCAGCGCUGGCUGGAGGCCCUGAGCACCGCGGCCCACGGGGACCCCGCCCCGCCCCACCCCGGGGACCCCGCCCAGGCCCCUGCUGCGCCCUGAGCUGCCCUGGCCACAUCUCUGUCCUGAGGCCGCCGUGUCCUGUGCUCCUCUGCAAGGUGACAGCGGAGGCCGUGCCGGGGGAAGAACAGUGGACGCCGAGGGGUCGCUCAGACCAGAUGGCGCCCAGCCCUGGACAGUCCCUGAGUGGCGAGGAGGACGAGGCCCGAGAGGGCAGCCUCCGCACGGCGCCCGCGUCUGCGGGAGAACUCACGGUGCCUUUGCCUGCGCUGCCCCCCUGGCCGAGGGGGCAGAGGGAGAGCAGGUGACCGUCCGGGUCAUCCGGCCCUGCGGAAUCCCCCGGGGCACGAGACUGGAGAACAGUGGCCGUGCAGACUGGGCUCUGCGCUGUCUCGGGGGGCUCCCGCCCACCCGCUGCACGAGCUGGACUGUGGGCAACAGGACCGCUCCCGGUUGCUGGGGCCCUCCCUGAGCCCUGGGCUCUGUGGCCGAGCUUGUUUUUUUUUUUUUUUUUUUUUUUCUUUUUGGGUCACACCUGGCGAUGCACAGGGGUUACUCCUGGUUCUACACUCAGGAAUUACUCCUGGCGGUGCUCAGGGGACCAUAUGGGAUGCUGGGAUUCGAACCCGGGUCGGCCGCGUGCAAGGCAAACGCCCUACCCGCUGUGCUAUCGCUCCAGCCCCUGUGGCCGAGCUUGAACGUGGCUGGGCCUGGUGCUUCGGGCUUGGAGUGACCGUGUGGAGGAACCCCUCGGGCACCCUGGCUUUGUGGGGGCUGAGACUGCUCUCUGGGGGCCCGCCCGGGUGCUCAUCUGCAUAAAGAGAUGCCACAGUUGUCGUGUUGCACCAGGAGCUCAGGGAGGUGUGGGGGGGCCUGGUUGGCCGCCAGCACCCCAUUAACCCCACCUCCGCGUGGGGGGUGUCAGGCAGGCUGGGGGAGGGGCGGCUCUGCAGGGGGUCCUUCUGUCCCUGGAGCAGGCCCGUGGGACUCAGGGCGCUGGCACCCAAAGACGUGAGAAAACACACACUUAAGACACUUACGGACCACCAGCUCUCAUCCCCCAGGGCCCCUCAGCCUGCCCCCACCCUGCCUUGUGUGGGGACUUCUGCCCGGGCAGUGUGGGUCACGCCUGGGGUGGGGACAGGGAUGCUCCUGCCCGUCCAGCCUCUGCACCUGCACCGCCAGUGCCUGCCCUGCUCAGAGCACUGCGACAGCAGCGCCCCUCACACAGGACACACUCCCGGGCCCUGCGACGUGCCCCCAGCCGAGGUCCCUGGGCCUGUGUCUCCUCUCCUGGUACCGAGGUACGGGAGAAGCACCUGCCGCAGGCGGCCCCGCCCCUCCCCCACCUCCGGGGACUUCCUAGUCCUGGUCACCAUGCAGAUGUUCCUGAAGAGGCUGAGCCCAUCAGAUGGCGUGGCGCCAAGGUCUCAGCUCCAGGCUGGGUGCUGGCGCCCCCAACGUGGGUCCGCACCCCCGGCCCUCGCCCUGUCCACUGUCAGUGUCUGCUGGGGACCUGCCAAGGUCUGAGGCGGGGUGCAGUGAGGAUUAAGGAAACAAGACAUGGGGACAGGGCAGUAGGACAGCCAGGAAGGCGCUUGCCUCCAUGCAGUCGACCCGGAUUCGAUCCCCGGCAUCCCACAUGUUCCCCUGAGCACUGCCAGGAAUCAUUUCUGAGUGCAGAACCAAGAAUAAUUCUUGAGCAUUGCUGGAUGUAGCCCAAAAACAAACAAAAAUGUAAAAAAGAAAAAGAAAACAAGAUGUAAGAGAGAAAAGCAUGGGGUUAGGGUGCUCACGGUCUCAGACCGAAGCCCCCUACCCCAUCACACUCCAUAUUUGUUUGAGCGGGCACCAGUAACGCCUCACAUUGAGAAACUUAUUGUUACUGUUUUUGGCAUAUUCAAUAUCUAUAUAUAUAUACAUAUAUAGAUAUAUAUCUUCCAUUAAGUAGUGCAAUCAUUCUGUCUGCCCCUCUCUCUCUGACUCAUUUCACUCAGCAUAAUGAUCUCCAUGUCCAUUCAUUUACAAGUAAAUUUCACUACUUCAUUUUUCCUGGUGUCUGCAUAAUAUUCCAUUGUGUAGAUGUGCCGUAGUUUCUUUUUCUUUUUUGGCUUUUUGGGUCACACCUGGUGAUGCACAGGGGUUACUCCUGGCUCUGUACUCAGGAAUUUCUCCUGGCCAUGCUCAGGGGACCAUAUGGAAUGCUGGGAAUCGAACCCAGGUUGGCCGCAUGCAAGGCAAAUGCCCUGCCCACUGUGCUAUCACUCUAGCCCCGAUGUACCAUAGUUUCUUUAUCCAGCUUCUGCAUCUCAAAAUAAAUGGUGACCAAGAUACAAAAACAGUCCACAAAAUAGGAAAAUUUAUUUACCCAAUACCUAUCUGAACUAACCCAUUGGUUAAUAUCAAAGACAUGUAAGGCACUGGUAGAACUUUACAAGGAAAAAAACCCAAUCCCAUUGAAAAAUGGGGAGAAGAAAUAAACAAGCAAAACUUUCUCAAAGAAUAAAUAAAAAUAGUCAAAAAACACAUGAAAAAGUGCUCUACAUUGCU